CGUGAAAAUCCCGCUAUUUUUCUCACCAUCGAACAAGUAAAGCAAAAGUUAAAGUAUGCACAGCAGCUCUGCAAAAGCUCGGGCCCGGAGCAAUUUACUAUUGCAUCACUGGUGCCAAAGAGGUCGCGCCGGCGCGACCUUUGUCCAUCCGACGUGUCACUUGACGCCACCAUCCAGAACUUUGAAAACAGCGGCGAGCACCUCCACUCACUCUGCAGAUAGAAACGGAACAAAAAACAAUGCCAGGAAAGAACAUCAUGCGGAUGACCCGUUCGAGCGGAUCCAGCCCAACAUGCCAGAGGAGGACUGGAUCGCGAGGGUGCGGGAAAAGCAGCAGUCGACUACGACCUCAGCGGAGGGCUUCUCGGCUCGACAGCACAGAGACGUUGAGCGUGAUCAAAGUGCGCAGGACCACCGGGAUGCCGAUGCGAGUGCAUCGUCGUCCACCUCGUCGAGAGGGAGUACUAGUAGCUCGACUGAUCCUCGAGGACGAGAAAAUACUACACAUCAAAACGCGGCAAACACGACGUCCUCCGCUGUCCGUCCCUCCGCGUUCCCCGACCCGUUCCCGGAGUUUGUUGCGCGGGACAAGUUUGCCUUCGACUUUUACCCGCACUGGUGGCUGGGGCACAUGAGCAAAGCGAAGGUGGAUUUGAAGAAGCGCGUGGAGCGGGGGAUCAACUUGAUCCUGGAGGUCCGCGACGCCCGCGCGCCCUUUUCCUCGUGCCAGGGGGAAUUGUUGGAGGAGUUAGGCUUUAAGGACAGCACCAUCUCGCAGUCCAACAUCGGGUCCGCGCUGUACAAUGGGAACAGCCUGUCGCAGGUGCAGCAGCCCAAACGCCUGAAAAAGCUGACGAUUUUCAACAAGGUCGACCUGAUUUCCGCGAAGGACGCGCGGCGGAUUCUGGGCGUGAUGCGGGAGCUGGGGAAGCCCGCCCUGCUGAUCUCCGCGUCGGAAAAAAUCAACACCGGCAAGAUCCGGGAGUUCAUCGUGGAGAACUGCGACGUGAAGCACAACACGGUGGGGUUGUGGAUGAUGGUCGUGGGGCUGCCGAACGUCGGGAAAUCGACCAUCAUCAACGGGUUGAAGCAGUACGCGUUCACGCUCGGUCACAAGGUGGACCCGGAUAUCAUGAAGGACGUGAAGAUGAUAUUACAAUGAAAAAUGCCCCCACCCCCGAACUUGAAAGUAUUUGUAUUGCAAACCUUUCCAAAUGAAACAUUCGGCCUCUUGCAUGUAUCAGCAUCACAGAUUUCCGAUCGUGAAUAGCAAAAAUUUGUAUUGCAAAAGAUCCCAGCAAGAGCGGUGCUUGUCAUGUAAGCGAUGCGAACCACGACUAGAAUAUGCAUCAGAAAGCUUCAUACUCCUUUCAUGCAUGACAAAAAGUUUUCAUUUGGAAACUUCGCAUCACAAAUUUUUGCAACCUUGGGGUGGGAGGCCCUUUUCACUGUAAUAGAUGAAUGAGGCGAAGACCAACAUGCUGCCCGGAACCAUAUCAAAUGUAAAAAUGUCUGGGUCUGGAAACAUGUAAAUUUCUAAUGCGUAUUUGAGAACAGAAAAAAACCUGUCAUGCAUGGACCCCCGCAAAAGUUGCUCACUUCUUGCCACCAAAAGAGGGAACUUGUCAUGCGGAUUCGGCAUCGCCUAACCUGCUCAAAACCUGUGUUGCUAGGACUUGCAUGCUAGACCUCCUGUGUCAUGCACAAACAGCAUCACAAGUUUCCAGACCCAGACAUUUUUACAAUCGAUAAACCACGCGCCACUGCAAGGGGCAGUCCACGUUUUUGAUUUCGCGCAAGCCCAUGAUCCACUGCGUGGACACGCCCGGAAUGAUGCUUCUGAAGAACGUGGAAAAUUUGGAAAAGCAAACCAAUCUGUGCUUGCUUGGUGUCAUGCCGGACCACUUAGUUGGCGAGUGGUACCUCGCGGACUACUGCCUCUUUAAGUUGAACAAGAUGCGCCAGUUCCAGUACGUGAAAGCCCUGGAUCUGCCGAGUAAGCAGCCCACGAACAGUAUUGACGAGUGCGUCAAACAUCUCGCAGAGCACAUGCAGCCGGAUAUGCUGGAGCGGGGAGCGUCGGUCGAUUUGCUGGCGGGCGUGCGCUGGUUCCUGCGUUUUUUUCGCCAGGGACACUUCGGGCCCGUGAUACUCGACAACAUGCCAUCCUCCUCGUUUGCCGGCGAAGUUGCCCUGACAAAGCGCCGGGCGUUCAUAACGGAGCCACCCAAUCCGUGGAAGGAAAAGUACGACUGUGGGGUGUUUGGGAGUUAUGUGUAGUAAGUAAGUAAUUGUGGUGGAGAGCCUGCUUUGAUCCCUGGACGAAAGACUGAAAAGUUGCUGAGUGUAGAAAUGAGUGUUUUUUCUGCUUUUCAUGCACACAGAUUCAUUUGUUUCUCUUUUUCUCUACUGGACUAUCACGAAUGUUGCCCUGACGGGAGUGGGCCAUCGUGGUCGUGAG
This is a messenger RNA of Amoebophrya sp. A120, 2461 nucleotides long. The record is from the annotation of a GenBank genome assembly. Lineage: Eukaryota; Dinophyceae; Syndiniales; Amoebophryaceae.